Symbiodinium sp. CCMP2456 is the source of this 1737-nucleotide messenger RNA. Lineage: Eukaryota; Dinophyceae; Suessiales; Symbiodiniaceae. The record is from the annotation of a GenBank genome assembly.
AUGCAGCGCAGCAGAGCAAGCUGUCCUGGACCAGAAGAAGCAAAGUCGGAGAAAAGGCAGUGGGACCUUCUGCACGGUUCGGAACUUGACAGAUCCGCAUCACCCGUGUCUGUGGGCUCCUCUGUGCUGGAGGACGCCGAGGGUUCGCCGAGCAAAUCUGCUCCACCUGGCGCUGCAGAGGCUAUGCAGGGAGCACAUAGGAUGGCAACCGGACAUUUGAACCCUUCCCUGCCCCUGGCCCGCUCCUUGAUCCAGCUCGGGCACGAAGUUCACUACUUGUCUCGGGAGGCAGUUCGAGCUGCAAUUGAGAAAACGGGUGCAAGCUUCACCGAUGCUGCUGAGGAGCAAGUGGAGCUUUAUGAGAAUCGCGAGCAGGACAUUAUGGGCGCAUUCCGCACAGUGGCAAGGGAGCAUGGCAUGGAAGACGCACCCAUGAUGGUUGGCAUCACCACCAUCUCUCCCAUUCAUCUGGAACUUCAGCUGCCUGGGACCAUCCGCUGGCUGCAGCGAUUGCAGCCACACGUGGUGCUGUUCUGUCCGAUGAUGAAUGCGGAGGCUGUUUAUGCCGCCAAGACCCUCCAGAUACCUUCAGUAGGCCUGUGGACUUUUGCGGGUCCCGGUGGCAUGAUCGGCGUCUUGGACAUGUUCGUGAAACAAUCCGGAAUUCCCAUGGAAGAGGUUAUGGCGCGAGUCGAGGCAUUUCAGCCGAUGAAGGACUGCAUGGCGAGGCUGAAGGAAAACUACAAUAUCACGUACGACUUCAGGAAGUCCAUGUCGCCAAUGGGCUUCCUAAGCACGAUGUGCGAAGCAAACGUCAAUUUGAUCACCACAGCCGAAGAGUUCCAAGAUCCGUUUCCCAGCGAGUUGUCUCGGGCUUAUAUGGAGGCCGGGGCGAAGUUUGAGUAUGUCGGUCCUUUGUUGGAAGAUGAUGUUCCGGAGCUCGAGCUUGAGGCCCAGAAGGCCAUGAAGGCCGUGGCUGAGGCCCGUUCUGUGGGCCGCAAGGUGGUGCUCGCCAGCAUGGGCACCAUCUUAGUUUCGGACACGGAUGCUGUGGGUUGGCGUGACGUGCCACGGGACGGCUCAGAGCAACCCCGUGGGCUGACCGGCAAGCAACUGUGUCAGGCAGCUUGGAGUGGAGUCUUCGAUGCCUUCGGUGCUGCCGAUGAUUCUUCUCAGGCCCCGCUGCUGAUAGUCGCCGUUGGUCGGCAGCCAGAUGCGCUGACCGACGUAGACAUCCCCAGAAACGCUCUCUGCUUGCCGGUUCUUCCUCAAGUUCCACUGUUGAAAUCAGGCGUGAACUUGUUCUUGACCCACGGCGGCCAGAACAGCUUCAUGGAGUCCCUGUCUGCUGGGGUGCCAGUGGUGGUUUGCCCUGGCUUCGGGGAUCAAGCGGUUAACGCAAUGAAGGCUGAGGCGAUGGGAGUAGGCCUUCAGGUGCAGAGGCCAGUUCCAGAACAUGGAGAGGAAAUGACUGCCAUCGCCAGCUACCGUGCGGAAGUUUGUGCUGCUUUGGUCAGGGCUUUGCAGGAACCUCAGUUUGCCGAGAAAGCGCAGCACUGCAAGGAGUGUCUGCGAAACGCCGGCGGGAUUUGCAAAGCCAGAGAGCUUCUGUUCGGGCUCGUCGGCCAGUCCUUCCCCAAGCUCCUCGGACACGCCCCUCCGGUUUUACCUACAAGCACAAAGGAGCCAGAUGCGCCCUGCACGAAGUCACUUCCAGCUGAGAACUCUGCACCUUAG